Cooperia oncophora is the source of this 255-nucleotide messenger RNA. Lineage: Eukaryota; Metazoa; Nematoda; Chromadorea; Rhabditida; Trichostrongylidae. The record is from the annotation of a GenBank genome assembly.
AUGGCUGACCGCAUUAUUUCUAUGCGAACUCAACUGCGGGAUCUGCUGGCCAAGGAGGGAUCUAAACGCAAUUGGCAGCACAUAACUGAUCAAAUUGGAAUGUUCUGCUACACUGGAAUCAAUCCUCAACAGGUAGAAAAGCUGAUCAAGGAGCACUCUGUCUACCUGACCAAGGACGGCCGGAUUUCCGUGGCUGGAAUCUCGUCCAAUAAUAUCGAAUACUUCGCGAAAGCCCUCCAUGAAGUCACUAAAUAG